Molecule: messenger RNA, 3849 nt
Organism: Cervus elaphus (red deer)
Lineage: Eukaryota; Metazoa; Chordata; Mammalia; Artiodactyla; Cervidae
Gene: ENOX1
Product: ecto-NOX disulfide-thiol exchanger 1
Exons: 16
Coding region: 1143-3017 (624 amino acids)
Biological process (GO): ultradian rhythm
Cellular component (GO): external side of plasma membrane; plasma membrane
Molecular function (GO): protein-disulfide reductase activity; RNA binding
Source: RefSeq, a predicted model, not a curated record
GCAAGCCAAUGUAGUCCUGUUUGGCAGAAUGAGACUGUUGUGAUAAAAAUCUUGUCCAUAUGUGGUUAUUAGGGCUGAACUGAAUACAGCAGGCUCUGAUUUUGGGAGUUGGACAGAGUGGCCUGUGCUUUCGGGAGCUAGAGUUGUUCUUUGACUCUUUCUCCUGGUCCUUGGUCUUUCUUUGGCUUCCUCUAGUGACACUCAGCAAAGAAUGUGAUGAUUGGGAUUUUCCCCUUUGCCAGAUGAGGCGAGUUUUGUAAUGAAGAGUUUCAGACUAAACUCCUGUUCUCAACCUUGUGAAAUCCUGGGUAGGACAAAGGUGAAACAUGCCUGCCAUUCGCAGACUUAACUGGUUGAGGAAAUGGUGAGUAACUGAUUAUGCUUCUAAACCAAACUUGGGGUCCACUCGCCUAUCUGCUGCCUCCGGCUUGUGGUGAAAGGAAAGUGCAAUGUUUAUUGUCAGGCAGCAGACAAGGAGUCCAGGAAGCUAAUGCUCAAAAUACUCCUGAACUCCGUGGAUGGGUUUCAGCAAAGACUUUUUAAAGACAAGAGUGAGGAAACGGAGUCACGUGGCAGGGUUAUGUGAUCAGCUCAAGCACAGUUCUCUGAUUGGUCAAUGGUGAAAUAACAGAGUGGUAUCAGGCCAUCUGGGGGCUGUAUGCUCACAACCAUCACUUUAGUUUUCUCUUUGAUGGAGAUUUUAGCAUCGGUAAAACAACUCAGGAAAUGUGCAUCAGAUAAGCUUGUCUGGGAACUUCAGAGAGGGAAGGAGGUUUUGUCCCCGAAGACCCCAUAGCGUCCCGCCCCUUUACAGUUAUAUUGGACGUGUUGGGAAAGGCUGUUCUUACAAGUGGAGAGAGACAGGAGAAGCAUCUGGCAUGUCGAAGUUCCACUGUCUUCCAUGGGACUUCCUUUGUGAACAGCUUCCAUUUGAAAGAGUUUUGUGAAUACUUGGUUUCAGUCACGUCCCCAGCGAACACAUUUGUCUUCUCAUCUCCUGGAGCUCUUAAGAGCCCGAUGAUGUCCGCGGGGACCCUGCACUCAGCCAUCAGAGCGCUCCUGCCCCUCAGGAUGCUCGUCAUUCAGUCGUAGAUGCAGGCGGCGUUGAGAGCAUCACCCAGUGUUCCCAGCAGCUUCCUCAGAUGAUGGCUGCAGCAGCCGAUGGUUUGGGGAGCAUCGCAAUAGACGCGACCCAGCUGAACAUGUCGGUGACGGACCCCACCGCCUGGGCCACCGCCAUGAAUAACUUGGGCAUGGUUCCCGUGGGGUUGCCCGGGCAGCAGCUUGUGUCAGACUCGAUCUGUGUACCAGGCUUCGAUCCAGGCCUCAACAUGAUGACUGGGAUCACCCCUAUUAAUCCGAUGAUACCAGGCCUGGGGCUAGUACCACCCCCACCGCCAACAGAAGUGGCUGUCGUCAAAGAAAUAAUCCACUGCAAAAGUUGUACUCUUUUCCCUCAAAAUCCAAAUCUUCCACCCCCCUCCACAAGAGAACGACCUCCCGGGUGUAAGACUGUCUUUGUCGGAGGAUUACCAGAAAAUGCCACCGAGGAGAUCAUCCAAGAAGUCUUUGAGCAGUGUGGUGACAUCACAGCGAUUCGGAAAAGCAAGAAGAAUUUCUGUCACAUCCGCUUCGCCGAGGAGUUCAUGGUUGAUAAAGCCAUUUACCUUUCUGGUUACCGGAUGCGCUUAGGGUCCAGCACGGACAAGAAGGAUUCGGGCCGCCUGCACGUGGACUUCGCCCAGGCGCGGGACGACUUCUACGAGUGGGAGUGCAAGCAGCGGAUGCGCGCCCGCGAGGAGCGGCACCGGCGCAAGCUGGAGGAGGACCGCCUGCGGCCGCCCUCGCCACCGCCCGUCAUGCACUAUUCGGAGCACGAGGCCGCCCUGCUGGCCGAGAAGCUCAAAGACGAUGGCAAGUUUUCGGAGGCCAUCACAGUGCUGCUGUCCUGGAUCGAGCGAGGAGAGGUGAACCGGCGCUCCGCAAACCACUUCUACUCCAUGGUGCAGUCGGCCAACAGCCACGUGCGCCGGCUGAUGAACGAGAAGGCCACCCACGAGCAGGAGAUGGAGGAGGCCAAGGAGAAUUUCAAAAACGCCUUAACCGGGAUCCUCACUCAAUUUGAGCAGAUUGUGGCCGUUUUCAACGCUUCUACCAGACAAAAAGCUUGGGACCAUUUCUCGAAAGCUCAGCGCAAGAACAUAGACAUUUGGCGAAAGCACUCUGAGGAACUUCGGAAUGCUCAGAGUGAGCAGCUUAUGGGCAUCCGUCGCGAAGAAGAGAUGGAGAUGUCGGACGAUGAGAACUGUGACAGCCCCACUAAAAAAAUGAGAGUCGAUGAAUCAGCCCUGGCCGCCCAGGCCUAUGCGCUUAAAGAGGAGAACGACAGCCUCCGGUGGCAGCUGGAUGCCUACAGGAACGAGGUGGAGCUGCUGAAGCAGGAGAAGGAGCAGCUGUUCCGGACGGAGGAGAGCCUGACGAAGGACCAGCAGGUGCAGUUUCUGCAGCAGACCAUGCACGGCAUGCAGCAGCAAUUGCUGACCAUCCAGGAGGAGUUGAACAACAAAAAGUCAGAACUGGAGCAAGCAAAAGAAGAGCAGUCACACACACAAGCAUUACUCAAAGUUCUCCAGGAACAAUUGAAGGGUACCAAGGAGUUGGUCGAGACCAAUGGCCACAGCCAUGAGGACACAAAUGAAAUCAAUGUAUUGACAGUCGCGUUGGUCAACCAAGACCGAGAGAACAACACUGAGAAAAGAAGCCAAGGCUUAAAAUCAGAGAAAGAAGCUCUGCUGAUUGGCAUCAUAUCCACGUUUCUUCACGUCCAUCCUUUCGGAGCCAAUAUAGAAUAUCUCUGGUCGUACAUGCAGCAGCUGGACUCCAAGAUAUCUGCAAAUGAAAUCGAAAUGCUUUUGAUGAGGUUGCCACGCAUGUUUAAACAGGAAUUCACAGGCGUGGGAGCAACGCUGGAAAAAAGGUGGAAGUUGUGUGCCUUCGAAGGAAUUAAAACUACCUAACUGUGAAGAGCGAUGAAAUCUCUGGACGAAACCACCUGAACCUGGCCAGGGCUGUGCUGCGUAAGCCCAGGAGUUUUGGGGCAGGUCCAACACAGGACCUUUAUGGAGCCGUCAGAGCCUGACUGUAGUUACAUCUGUGGCGUUCUCUUGUGAGUGGAAAUGUAAUUGUGUACCAGUUCCCUAAAACAAACAAAGCUUCAUACUGUGACAGAUCUGUUUGCUAUGAAAACCAAUGAUUCCACAGUCAUAGUGAUGGCAGAACCCUAAAAUAUGCUACAUUUGAGACUAGCUCACCAAGCAGAAUAUUUAAAGUUAAUAAUGGUGUAGCAAUGGUCGUUGCUAGGCUACAGAGCUGUAUAUGUAAUGUAUAGCUGAAAUCAUUCAAUGACAUUUUCCUGAAAGUCUUUAUGUUUUAGUAAAAAAAAAAAAAAAAAAGAAGAAGAAGGAAAAAAAGUAAUUUUACAGUGAGGAAAAUCAUACCAAAAGAAAACCUGAAUAUGUGUCUGAACAGUUAUUUUGUAAAUUAAGUUAUAUGCUGUUCUAGGGACUUUUGCCUUAUUGAAGAGGCAGAAAAUGUGAUUGGACUCCUUGAGAAUGCUUUAUCAAGAAUAUUAUUUUUCUAAUGUAACAAUCCUCCAUCAUACAUUCUUUUAACAUGGACUGCAUAACAAUUUUCAUAAAAUGUAAAUAAAAGAAAAACUAGUGCUACUGUCUUGUACUUGGUAUGUAAUAUUCAGGUUUAUGCAUCAAAAUAAACAUUCAGUAAAUAUUGCUGUUACAAAUUUUAUAGCAAAGAUAUUAAUUUUUUUCAAUAAAUAUGACUUCUACCAUA